Molecule: messenger RNA, 3467 nt
Organism: Limanda limanda (common dab)
Lineage: Eukaryota; Metazoa; Chordata; Actinopteri; Pleuronectiformes; Pleuronectidae
Gene: retreg1
Product: reticulophagy regulator 1
Exons: 9
Coding region: 1-1326 (441 amino acids)
Biological process (GO): negative regulation of neuron apoptotic process; reticulophagy
Cellular component (GO): endoplasmic reticulum membrane
Source: RefSeq, a predicted model, not a curated record
AUGCCGCUGAGCCGGGAAGCAGGAGCCGGGGGUCUGCAGGGCCCGGGGCCCCGGGGCCAGGGGCCGGGUCUGGGGGGCUCCGGACCCCCAGGGGCGGGUCUCUGGGGCCUGGUGAACUGGAGGCAGAGACCGGGCAGGACCUCCGCGAUGUGUGCUGCAGCCAACACGCUGCUGUGGUUUGUGGCCUUCAGCCCUCUCCGAGCCUACAGUCUCCUGGCCGUCCUGCUGGUUCUGCUGGUUGUCAUGGUGACCGUCAGAGACCUGGCUCGGUCCAGAUACACAGGAGCUCAAUCAUGGCGCAGCAUGACAGCAAGCUGGGAGAUCAUCGACUCAGGCCAGGACGGACGCUCUGGGACCGGACCUCAUCUCAGCGACUCCAUCAACCUUUUCCUCCAGGAGACUUCGGCUUUCAAACAGCAGAACCCCGGCAAGUUCUGCCUGCUGGUUUGCAGUCUCUGCACCUUCUUCGCUGUCCUAGGACGCUACAUUCCAGGGUUCGUCAUCUUGUAUAUUCUCGUGCUGGGCGUCUUCCUGUGGCCUCUGAUCUCAUCUCAUGACAUCGGUCUGUGGCUGGAGCCGGUUCUGCAGAAGCUGGACUUUGGCAUUGGAGAGCUCCUCCAGAAAAUCAAAGAAAACCAUGAGAAGAGAAUGAUGCAGACUCAGACUGAGGCGGGCGUGGAGUCCGACCUGUCCUCCAUGUUCCCUCAGCUGGACUCCACCGGGUGUAAGGACAUGUCCGUAUCGGACACCGAGGUGUCUGAGGUCACGUGGACGGACAACGGGACGUUCAACCUCUCAGAAGGACACACACCACAGACGGAGAACUCAGAGGACCUGGACAGAGAGGAAGCGUUCCUCGGUGGCCUCCAAGAAUUCCCUUCACUCGACAACGGCGCAACGACCAAUGGCGACGAUGACAGCGAUGACCUCGGCCUUCCCUUACCAAUCAAAUCCAAACAUACACCCCAUCCUCACAAAGACCUAUCCGACGACCAAGCGCUCGAAUUGGUCAACCAGAUGGCGGGAGACUUCAUCGCCGCCGCGGUCACAGCCGCCAUCCAGGAGAGAAUAGAAGCAGCGGUCGGCUUCCCGGCAUCGAGCCAGGACACGGACCGGUCCAGGCGCCGGGAGUCCACCAGCCGGCUGCUGGAGCUGGCCGAGGAGUCGGACAGCGAGGUGGAGGACUUUGAGCUGCUGGACCAGUCGGAGCUGGAGCAGCUGGGGGAACUGGGGCUGGGAGAGAAGAAGACCCCGGUCCAAGAGGAGGCCAAGACGGGCGGGUCGGCCUCAACUGGGUUCUUCAGCAAACUCCUCAGACGCCACUGACUGGUGACAGAGUUCGGUCGCAGGGCGGAGGGAGGAGUUAUGAGAAAACAAUGUUUCCAUUAAUCUUUUGACUGUAGUGCAAAGAUCAACAUCUGUAAAACAUGAAGGUGGAGGCGACUCCUUUCACACAAGGUCAAACACUGUUGAUUGUUUUAUCACAAAGAACAUAACUCACCAUAACUCAAGGUCCGUUAAGCCUUAAAGCUCUCGUGGUAGGGAGAAGAAAAUGGAGAAUAAUAUUCACGAGUUAAUGAGUCAGACGCCAUGUUGCACCGUCGUGUUUCCACAGUCGCCUGAGCAGACAACACUCUCUUCUUCUACAUGCUUGGACGAGCGUAGGGGAAUUUGCUUCUUACUCCACUAGAUGGCACUAAAAACGCUACACACUGAACCUUUAAAUUAUUGAAUUGUAUUUAUAAAUAAGUAACGAAGGUAACCAUGCUGUUCCAUCUGUGCGUUAACUCGUGCAAAGUUGAGUCUGCGUGAGCGGGAGGAAACACAGGCGACAAUAAGUUUGACCUGAGGUUGUUCAGGACUUGAUUCACCUUUUCUGACACAGUGAGUAAGAGACUGUGUUGUCUGGUCCCGGUGUCGAAGCUCUCUGAUUGGCUGAGGGCUAAGAACCUGUUUUUCAUCAGUUGCACCUCUGAUCCUAUUUGAUUGUUGAGGUUAACAAGUCAAACUAUAACGUAGUCGUAAGUAAACGAGGGCAAUUGAACAUGUGUAUCGAUGUAUAUUUAAAACUGUGUUACAUGAAUUACUCAUAAUUUAUACACUUUAAAUGUCCCUUAAAUCCUACAACUCGUUUAUAGUUUGUUAUAAAACUUUUAAUGACGACACAUUGCUGAUAAAUGCUGGGUUAAAAUACAGAGUUAGAAAUACGUGUGGCCGUUAAAAUGUAUUGACAUUAUAUUUAAAUCAUAAAGGGGAAUACAAGCUUGAGUCAAUACGUAACGUGAAGACUAUAAUAGUAUCAAAUGUGUUUUAACCGCUGAGAUGAAGAGACUUCUCCUAUCAUGUAAGAUCAUUCAAACUGAUUGGAUUUAGUUUGACAUAUUAACCACAAUCCAUCUUUUCAACAUUACACACUUCUACUGGUUGGAUUGUCGAGGUUAAAAAGUAGGAACACUUUUAUUCAACCACAACAAACUCAAAAUACUAUGCAUGCAGAUCUUAAACUUAUGAAAGCAAACAUUUUGCUUCCAGUGCUUCCACACAUCUUUGGGCACAGGUUUUGAAAGGGUGAAGGGUGUUCAGCUGCAACACGACACUUCACCACUAGGUGUCACUGAAUCCUACACACUGAACCUUUAAGUCACCUUGUCUGGGGAACUCUAACCAAUCAUGUUCAGUAAACUUUCAGGUUCUGAAUAAAAUCACAGGCCAAACAGUCCUGGUUGCUCUGGAGGCGUCGUCUCUCUCAAUCAGUGAAAGUUCUUCUUCAUGCACUUUACACUUCCCACCCACCGCCUGCCUUUAAAAACACGUUGUCCCCUUUGAGAACGUUGGAAUCCGAGAAGGAACGGGAACCGACCCGAUGUGAUUACACAAAACGCAACAAGGGCCUGCCAAGUUGAAGCUGCUUCACGUGAAGUUUCCUGCCCCUCGUGUAGUUUGCUCUGUGAUUCAAAACGAGUGUUGAUGCUCUGAAAGUUAAAUGUUGAGACGCUGGAUUCUCAUUUGCACCUUAAUGAUUAUUUAAUGAUUUACCAGGUUGAGUCUUCAUCACUGAAUGAGGAACUCCUUUAACAUGCCUUGUACCUGAAGACGUUCUUUUAAUAUCUAACACGUGCAGUUCAACGUAUCCUCUUGAAUUCAUGAUGCUGUUUCCUAACAGAACUAUAAAGACGUGUUCAUCAGUGCCUCGGAGGGCUUUGUAGCGGCUGCAGUUUCCUGUGUCGUAACCGUAAAAGACGUCAGGUUUCACCAACUCCACGUAAGAAGCUUUUCUAAGUUUCCGAUUAAUAUAUUGGUUAAUUGGUUUGUUCAUUAACCUUCCAGUUGUAUCAAGUUGGCUUCCGAGCGCCUUCAGACACAUCAUGCCCGUUUCAGAAAGUUCUUGGUGGGUCGGAACCAAUAUGCAUUAACAAAAUGUACUUUUGUGUAUUUAAACUCAAGAUCAAUAAAAUGUUGUAAAGCCA